AACAAAGAUAUGAGGAUCUUCACAAAGCUCUCUGCACCACUCUGCUUCCUUUUUGUCUUCCUCUGUCUUAAAACUGCCUUCUCAUCCUCUAUACAUGCUUCUUCCUUCUCAACAAUGCAUCUCUGCUCUCAUGAGGAGGCUCUUGCUUUGCUGCAAUUCAAGACAUCCUUCUCCAUCGAUUACACUGUUCCGUAUCCAGGUUAUUGUGGGGAAAAUUAUUCUAAGAUUGAGUCAUGGAAGGAAGGUAUAGACUGUUGUUCCUGGGAUGGGGUUAGCUGUGAUAAUGUCACAGGCCAUGUAAUUGCCCUUAAUCUCAGCUGCAGUUUCCUUUGUGGCACCUUUCCUUCCAACAGCACUCUUUUCUUCCUCAGAAACCUGCAGAGCCUCAAUCUUGCCUUGAAUGAUUUUAGGCUUUCCAAGAUUCCACCAGAAAUCAGUCAGUUUACUAGACUAAAGCAUCUUGAUGUCUCUUCUUCUCAAUUUUCGGGCCAAGUUCCGAGAGAAAUUGCUCACCUCCCCAAGUUAGUUUCUCUCAAUCUCUCCAAUUUUGACUUGAUCCUUGAAACAACUACCUUCAAAAAUCUUGUUCAUAACUUGAGUGAGGUGAGAGAACUUGUGCUUAGUGGAGUGAACAUGACAUCUGUUAAUCCUCGUUUCUUCAUGAAUCUUUCUUCUUCAUUGACUACUCUUGAUCUUUGGGAGAGUGCAUUAAGAGGAAACUUUCCAAACACUAUUUUCCACUUUCCAAAUCUCAAGAUUUUUUAUUUAAGUGGAUCUUUUGGAGGGCGAAACCUCACUAUUGAUCUUCCAAGUUCCAAUUGGAGCAGUCCUCUCCAACAGUUGCGUUUAUAUGAUAUGGAUUGCGGAAGGCGAUUGCCAGAGUCUAUAAGAGAUCUAAAGUCAUUACAGUUUCUGAGUCUUCUUCGCUGCUACUUAGAAGGUUCCAUUCCAACUUCCAUAGGGAACUUAUCUGAACUUGCCUUUCUUGACCUUUCCAGUAAUCAGUUUUUUGGUCCCAUUCCAGCUUCCAUAGGUAACUUAAGGCAACUUACUUUCCUAGCCCUCGAUUCUAACAAUCUUAGCGGACAGAUCCCAUCAUCACUUGCAAACCUCACCCAACUUACCUUACUUGACCUUUGCGGUAAUCAGUUUUCUGGUCCCAUUCCAGCUUCCAUAGGUAACUUAAGGCAACUUGCUAUCCUAGCCCUCUAUUCUAACAAUCUUAGUGGACAAAUCCAACCAUCACUUGCAAACCUGACCCAACUUACCGUGCUUUACCUUUUCAAUAAUCAGUUUUCUGGUCCCAUUCCUUUUCAUGCUAUUAGGUUUUCCAAACUAAGCCUUCUAGACUUAUCUUAUAACUUACUUAAUGGCACGUUGCCACCUUGGAUUUUCACCGUACCUUUGGUAGAGUUGUAUCUCAAUCAUAACCAAUUUCAAGGUCAAAUAAAUCAAUUCCAGCAAAACUCACUCACACACCUAGAUUUGUCAAACAAUAAACUCCAGGGCUCAAUUCCUAACUCAAUUGCUAAUUUAGUAAAUCUUAGUUAUCUUGAUUUAUCAUCAAAUCAUUUUAGUGAUUUAGUAGAACCUGACAUGUUCUCGGCGCUUCAAAAUCUGGAAACCAUCUUUCUUUCAGACAAUAAUCUGUUCUUGAGAAUGAAUGUCAAUACCAACUUCACAUUACCCAAACUAACUCGUGUUUCCUUUUCUUCUUGUAACUUGAGUGAAUUCCCCAAUUUCAUAAGACAUUCAAAUGGUCUGCAAAGCCUAGUGCUAUCCAAAAAUAGCAUUUGUGGAAAUAUUCCCGAAUGGAUAAGUGAAAAGGAUGAUCUCGAAAUUCUUGACCUUUCUCAUAACAAUUUAAUCGGGAAGAUUCCAAAUUGUCUUCCUAAGCUUCUCUCAGUGUUGAAUUUGCAGGCCAAUUACUUUGAUGGAAAUAUUCCCAAAUGGAUAUGUGAAAAGGACCAUCUCGCAAUUCUUGACCUUUCUCAUAACAAUUUAAUCGGGAAGAUUCCAAAUUGUCUUCCUAAGUUUCUCUCAGUGUUGAAUUUGCAGGCCAAUUACUUUGAUGGAAAUAUACCAUUUGGGUUUCCAGAGGUCUGUGUAUUACAAAAUCUCAACUUACAUGGGAAUCAAAUGGACGGGCUAUUACCAAGGUCUUUGGUGAAUUGUAGCAUGUUAGAGGUUCUAGACAUUGGCAACAACAGCAUAGAGGAUACAUUUCCUCAUUGGUUGGAAUCUCUACCAGACCUUCAAGUGCUUGUCUUAAGGUCCAACAAGUUCCAUGGUUUUGUGCAGAGCACCAAAGAAAGCCCAUCUUUUCCCAAGUUACGAGUUCUGGACCUCUCCAGCAAUGAUUUUCUUGGUCCUUUGCCUCUUCGGUACAUGAAAAAUUUUAAAGCGAUGAUGGACCCUCAUAAAGAUGGUGGUUCCCCUAAAUACAUGAAGAUGUCGACGGGAGCCAAUUCUUAUCAAUAUUCACUGGUUGUGACAUGGAAGGGAUUCGACUAUGAGCUGCAGGGAAUCUUGACCGUAUUCAGUAGUAUUCAUCUCUCAAAUAACAUGUUUGAGGGGGAAAUUCCAGAUGUUAUGGGAAAGCUUAGUUCUCUCAAAGGGCUUAAUCUUUCUCAUAACAAGCUUACUGGUUAUAUCCCACCGUUACUAGGGAAUUUGACAAAUCUGGAAUGGUUGGAUCUCUCUUCCAACGAGCUGGCGGGGAAAAUUCCCGAUGAAUUGGUAUCUUUGACACAACUCUCUGUAUUGAAUCUUUCAAACAAUCAUCUCGUCGGGCGCAUACCACAGGGCAGUCAGUUCAACACUUUUGGAAAUGGUUCUUAUGAAGGAAACCUUGGACUGUGUGGAUUCCCAUUGUCAAAAUCUUGUGAUGGAAUUGGGACACCGCCGAGCUCCUUCCAAGAAAAAGAUGAGUUGUGGAGAUUUGACUGGAGAGUUGUGGUGUUAGGCUAUGGAUGUGGAGUUGUUUUUGGACUGCUGAUGGGAUAUCUUGUCUUCCGAACAGGAAAACCAAAAUGUAUUUUUUACAUUUUUCUGCAUUUGACACAUGGUAGGAUUUGGUAUGGCUGUCAUCAGAAGGUAUUAUUAUCUGGUCCGGUAGUAAUUUUCUACGCUAUGGCUUCAUCAUGUUACAAGCUCUUCCUAGCUUCCUAUGGUACUCUUUUGGAUGUUUAAUGUUCUUUCUGUGGAAUAGUAGAGAACUACAAGCAUUUGACUUUGUUUGCUGCCUAAACUAAUUUUAGGUGCCUUGGUUGAAUGCAUACUGAUUGGGUAUUGCAUUUACUCAUCCAUGUGUAUUUGUGCAUAAUGUUACUUGUGACUUAAUCUCAUUCAUGGUUUAGAGUUAAGUAACUAUUAAUUUUAUAAGCCCUGGAGUGGUUUGAGUUUGAAAGGCGGGAUUGAUUUGUGGAGUGGUUUGAGUUUGAAGGGUGGGAUUUAUUUGUGGAAAGAUUUUAUGUCUAUCACCAAGUAUUUUAGUUUUGGUUUUUCUCCAAUAAGGUAGCCUAUUUAAGAUGUGAGUGCAAGUAAGGAAAUAAAGACUGAAAAUUGAGAAAGAAGAUAGGCCUACCAAAAAAGUUUACAAAGGUAAAUGCAAGAAUUAGCAAGUGUUCUUAACAAAGCACUAAUCUAUAACUACCUUAUAGAAGAUCACAAUAAAAACCACUUUUUUGGGGUUUCAAGUAAUGGGAUUUGGGAUGAAGGAUGUCUUUUUUGAAGUGGCUUUGGUUCUGAUCUUCAAUAUUUUAGGACUCAUUUACUGACUCAUUAUCUUUUUGCUGCAACAAGCUGAUUUGGGAUGAACAAUGUCUUUUUUCACUACUUUAUGACUAAUUCACUGUUUUAUCAUCUCUUUGGUGUGACAAGUUGUUGAACUUUCUAUAGUUUUUUAUGAUGUAUUUAUGUUGCAAUGUGAAUUUGCAUGGCAAAUCAAUGAAACUACUAGGUUGUUUAAUUUGAAAUUUGAAAUAUGCUUCUCUGUUGCAGCUGGGCAAUAUCUCCCUUUCUUUCUUUUUGGUUUUUGCUUUUUGCUUUCUUAAUCUUAAGGACAAGUAGAAUGAUUUACCCACCCCUUAGGACAACUUUUGAACUUGGAAGUAGGAAGAAAAUCUCAUACAUUGAUGGCCCAAGGCGUUAAAAUGGUGUGCCUUAAUGUGCUUAUUUGUUUCCAUAACCUUUCUUUUUGUUCCACUUCUGAAUAUUGUAUUGAUCUUCAAGAGCUUCUUUGUGAAUGCAAAUAUCUUCCUAAUAAUCAAUUUAAUCAGGG
Rubroshorea leprosula is the source of this 4282-nucleotide messenger RNA. Lineage: Eukaryota; Viridiplantae; Streptophyta; Magnoliopsida; Malvales; Dipterocarpaceae. The record is from the annotation of a GenBank genome assembly.